CUAUUGAAUUGUUGUUGAUGGAACUAGAGAGAGAAAAUAGAGAGAGAGAGAGAGAGAGAGAGCAAUUUGAACAGGUGAGAAAUCCAGGACAGGUUUUGGACUCUGGCGAACGUUUUUCAUUUUCUGCGUAGACUUGUUCUAAAAUGGCUCUCAGACCAGGUCACUCUCUCUCUCUGUGUUUUACAGAAAGACUGCAAAAUGUGAUUACUAUGGAACGUUGAACUUGGUAUCCAAAAGGGUCAUGUAGUAGUACAGCAAUAUUGUUCACGAUGAAAGUAUACUAUUUGACUUUAGAGAUGUAUGGGGCUUAUUUUUUAUGAUCACUAUUUAUAGGCUGAAUGUGAGUGAUGGUGAUCCAAGAGCAUAAGGUGUUUGGCAUGUAAGUUGAUAUUUCUAGUAGCUCUUGGAUAAAUAAAAUCUGUGUUAGAUAGGUAUGGACACAGAAAACAGUGAAAUUAUUAGCCAGCUUUCAACCCAGUCCUGUAAUUGUUACAAAGUGGCAAACCUUGAUGAAACAAUUUUGGAUGCAACCCAAAUCUCAAAUUUGAAAGAUCAGUACAUUCUUGGUGAGCAAUUGGGAUGGGGGCAGUUUGGUAUCAUUAGGGCGUGCUCAGAUAAGUUUACGGGCGAGGUUUUGGCUUGCAAAUCAAUUGCCAAAGAUAGAUUGGUCACUCUCGAUGAUGUGCGUAGUGUCAAGCUUGAGAUUGAAAUAAUGACUAGGUUAUCUGGACAUCCCAAUGUUGUGAAUCUGAAGGCAGUUUACGAGGAGGAGAAUUAUGUACAUUUAUUGAUGGAAUUAUGUGCUGGAGGGGAGCUUUUUCACCGGCUUCAGAAGCAGGGGAGGUUCUCUGAGUAUGAUGCUCGGAUUAUUUUUAGGCAUUUGAUGCAAGUGGUUAAGUUUUGUCAUGAGAAUGGAGUUGUUCAUAGAGAUUUGAAGCCAGAAAACAUUCUAUUGGCCACAACAUCCUCUUCCUCACCAAUAAAGUUGGCAGACUUUGGUCUUGCUACCUACUGUAGACCUGGGCAGAAAUUGCAUGGCACUGUGGGAAGUCCUUUUUAUAUAGCACCAGAGGUACUUAUGGGCGGUUAUAACCAGGUUGCUGAUGUGUGGAGUGCUGGAGUUAUUCUUUACAUACUUCUUAGUGGCAUGCCCCCAUUUUGGGGGAAGACUAAGUCGAGAAUUUUUGAUGCAGUUAGAGCUGCAGACCUACGGUUUCCUUCUGAUCCUUGGGAUCACAUAUCUGCAUCUGCCAAGAACUUGAUUGCUGGAAUGCUUUGUGUUGAUCCCUCCAAGCGGCUAACUGCUGCGCAGGUUUUAGCUCAUUCAUGGAUGGAGGACUGCGCUCAAGUAACUCAAGAAACAUACAAGCAGGAUAGCCAAGUUUGCAGUGAACUAGAAGCAGGUGGAGUUUCUUUUUCUACUCCAUUCAUUUCCAGGACUCAGGACUAUAGCUUCAGCAGUCGACCAUCCACGAUGGAUGAUGGGCAACUGUGGCAAUUGCCUGUAUUAACAUGCAAAUCAUCUUUAUUGUCUUUCCAAGUUGAUGAUGACACUCCUUGCUCUGCAUUUGGAGGGUUUUCUUUUAGCAGCUGCCGUGAAUCAAGUGCACUGGAGUUUUCUUCCUUAGUUCCAUCAAUGCCAAGCUUUACCUUUUCCAAUCCGGCAUCUGCAACGGGGCCAGGAAGUAUUUUGGGAUCUAAGGCUGAAAUACCAUCGUUGGAUGUAACUUAUGCAGAUGCCAUUAUGGGAAAGUUACUUGUGUUGCCUGAUUCAUUCUCUGUUAAGCAUGGUGCUGGAGGCAUGGAGCGGAAAGAAAUACGUAAAGGAGGGACCAGUGGGCUUAAGGUUGUUGGCAUCCACAGCAAAAGGAAUCACACAAUUGGACUUGGUGAGCUUAAUCAGCUUGAUAUAAUUGUGACUGAAUCAGUUAUCCGCUGGGCAUCAUGUACAGAUAUUCCUACAGCUCCAUCACUUAGAUUAUCACUUGUUUGCUAGAAGUUUGGAUGUAAAGCAUCUGUACCAGCCUCGAGGGAAAGAUUAUUGACACUGUUUCUGACAUGACCAAUAGCUAGUAACAUAACUCUGAAAUUGAUGAAGAGGUUGGUCAAUCUGAGAUUCUGAGGAGCUGAGCUCGGGUGUUUAGGUGUUUUCUGCCUUGGUUUAUAUGGGGUGAUAUAGAGUGAUGAUGCUUUUCUGAUAUUCUAGGCUUUCAAUGAGUUGGCGUCAGAAAUUUGCUAGGAUUCUGGCAUCCAUAAUAUGAGUUGGACAGAACAUUCAGUGUCUGAUUGUUUAAAAUUUUGAAUUAAUGUUUUUGAGAUUUAACAUAUAUAGCUACACAUGAAUGCACACACAUAAACAUGUACAUACUGAUAUGCUUACUUUGUAUCACAAAAUAAAUAUAGAAGAAAUUUAAAUUAA
Messenger RNA from Ziziphus jujuba (common jujube), 2419 nucleotides. RefSeq names its product calcium-dependent protein kinase 26. Gene Ontology annotation, biological process: protein autophosphorylation; peptidyl-serine phosphorylation; intracellular signal transduction. The record is from RefSeq and is a predicted model, not a curated record. The transcript has 5 exons. Gene Ontology annotation, cellular component: nucleus; cytoplasm. NCBI's taxonomy places the organism in Eukaryota, Viridiplantae, Streptophyta, Magnoliopsida, Rosales, Rhamnaceae. The coding region runs from base 434 to 1996 and encodes 520 amino acids. Gene Ontology annotation, molecular function: calcium/calmodulin-dependent protein kinase activity; calcium-dependent protein serine/threonine kinase activity; ATP binding.